Molecule: messenger RNA, 936 nt
Organism: Penicillium malachiteum
Lineage: Eukaryota; Fungi; Ascomycota; Eurotiomycetes; Eurotiales; Aspergillaceae
Product: homeobox domain-containing protein
Exons: 3
Coding region: 1-936 (311 amino acids)
Biological process (GO): regulation of transcription by RNA polymerase II
Molecular function (GO): DNA-binding transcription factor activity, RNA polymerase II-specific; RNA polymerase II cis-regulatory region sequence-specific DNA binding
Source: RefSeq, a predicted model, not a curated record
AUGUCACAGUCCCGUGAGGACGAAGAUACCGACAUGGCCAUUUCUUAUGCAAGCCGGCCCCCGGUUGGUCAUUCUCAGCAACUUCCUUCUUUCCGCGAGCUUCUCCCACCUCACCUUCAUGACGAGAUCGAUUCUUCCACAUAUUAUAACUCGCGACAAUCACAUGAGCGUCCUGGUUCCGGACAUGGACAUGAAAUGGCCGACCCUCGCUCUAUGCCUGGAUAUCCCAACCAAUCUCCCAAAGCACCAUACAGAGAACAUGGUCAUGAAUAUACAACUCGGUCCGGGGAACAUCCACCAUCGAUGGGAGACCAUUUAUCUAUGCGUCUAGGCGAAAGUUCCGCGCGUGGUCCCAGUCCUAUUCUCCCACCGAUUCGAGACUUGCAAUCCAUGCCAGAGAGGAAGGUUUACCAAGAGAGAAUGGCCCCACGCUCUGAGCCUUACACACACGAAUAUCGAGCUCAGCCCCCCAUCCCAGCUCCCAUGGUCGACCGCAGAGCCGCAGAUCAAUACCCAGCCCCCAUAAUGCAUGCACAGCAGUAUGCCCACCCUAUGGCUUACCAGGGUGAACCCGAACAAUUGUCGCCUCCUAUGAUGGCACAUCCUCAACAGACGAAUUUUGGUGUUAUGAGUGAUGCGAUCGAUUCAAAGAGUAAACGUCGUCGUGGUAAUUUGCCGAAACCUGUUACGGAUAUCUUGAGGGCUUGGUUUCAUGAUCAUUUGGAUCAUCCUUAUCCUAGUGAAGAGGAUAAGCAGAUGUUUAUGACUCGUACUGGGUUAUCAAUUAGUCAGAUCAGCAAUUGGUUUAUUAAUGCUCGGAGGAGACAACUCCCUGCUUUGCGUAAUCAAAUGCGAACUGGUGCUGAUGACUCCUCGCGACAUUCACCUUUCAGCGAUGUUGACCAAGGCUCCGACCUAGCCUCGCCUCAUCAUUAA